Messenger RNA from Lactuca saligna, 1234 nucleotides. The record is from the annotation of a GenBank genome assembly. NCBI's taxonomy places the organism in Eukaryota, Viridiplantae, Streptophyta, Magnoliopsida, Asterales, Asteraceae.
AUGGAGGAUGAGGGCAUAACGUAUCUUGUGUCGUCUGACAUUCAAUCGAUGGGUUCGCGUUUUGUCGGCUCUAACUUUUAUAUCGAGACGGUGGUCGUACAACGUGACUCGAAAUUUCCGAGGAUUGCAGGAGAAAGAGAUAUGGAACGUGAGGAUGACUUGAAGCAGAAAUUGCAAGAUUUACAGAAGCAACUAGGGAAAAAGCAAAUGUUCGAAGAGUCUGUCUCUUCAAUUAGAUCUCUGCUCCAUCAAUUUUACCCUUCCGCUUCCCCUUCUCUUCGUAAAUCGUUUUUCACAGUCAUAUCUCGUGUUGCAACCAUAUUAAAGACAAGAUACACCUCACCCGGAUUUUGGAAUGCUGGAUUAGGGCUCUUUCUAGAAGCUGAACAAAUGGUGUCUGAAUCUUCUGAAAAGCAACAUCUGAAGACUUGCAUAGUUAGAGCCCGAGAACAGUUGAGUGAAAUAGAUAAUCAGCCUGACGAAUCUGCACAAAACAGGAGACAUCAAGGGUAUUUAUUUGAAGGACAUUUGACUGUGGACCAAGAGCCUCCACAGCCUCAAUGGUUGGUUCAAUCAAAUCUGAUGACAGCCCUUGCUGCUACAAUGUCUCAAGCUGAAACAUCUGAAAACAACACGUCAGAUGGGCCCACCAAUCUCCCACGAGAGCUCAUGGAUAGACUUCAAGAGCUUAUGCCCAACAUAUCACCCGAUUCCAAUGAUUUACCUCAAGAGAUUAUCGACCAGCUUGUGGCAAUGUUUCCAGAAGGGGAUUCAGCAGCAAGAGCACCACCAGCAAGUAAAGAAGUGGUUGCAAAGCUUCCGGUUAUUGUUAUUACAAAUGAGAUCUUGACCAAGUUACGAGCAGAUGCUGAAUGUGCGAUUUGUAAAGAGAAUUUGGUGGUAAACGAUAGCAUGCAAGAGAUGCCAUGCAAACACACGUUUCAUCCUCCUUGCCUCAAGCCAUGGCUGGAUGAGCAUAAUUCGUGUCCGAUUUGUCGACAUGAAUUACGGACAGAUGAUCAUGAGUAUGAAAGUAGGAAGGAGAGAGAAAAGGAGGCUGAAGAAGAGAGAAAAGGAGCUGCAAAUGCAGUUCGAGGAGGUGAAUAUAUGUAUGUAUAGGUCAAAAAAGGAAAAAAAAAUAUUAUUUGUGAAAAUGUUAAGAGUGAUAUUAUUUUAAAAAAUAGUAUUGUUGAUUUGUUUUUAAGUAUGAGAUUAUGUUAUUGUUACCUUUUAU